Molecule: messenger RNA, 954 nt
Organism: Xiphias gladius (swordfish)
Lineage: Eukaryota; Metazoa; Chordata; Actinopteri; Istiophoriformes; Xiphiidae
Gene: chmp4c
Product: charged multivesicular body protein 4C
Exons: 5
Coding region: 191-889 (232 amino acids)
Biological process (GO): vesicle budding from membrane; late endosome to vacuole transport via multivesicular body sorting pathway
Cellular component (GO): cytoplasmic side of plasma membrane; multivesicular body; ESCRT III complex
Source: RefSeq, a predicted model, not a curated record
GGUGUCAAUACGUCACUCAGGUAAUGAUCGAAGGUGUGGUGAAAGGAACACUCACUGGUCGGUUUGGAUGGAAAGCACGAAGCCGUCGAGCUGGAAAAUCUGCCCGUAAAACACACCCGCCUGCAGAAACACUGUGGCAGGACGUCUGGCCUUUAGUCACCUGCGGAGUUCACUCCAAAAGCCGCCAAAAAUGAGCAAAAUCUCGAAAUUAUUCAAGGGGAGCUCCAGCGCGAGUUCGUCGAGCUCCUCAAGGUCCAAACACCACCGGCCGCGGGGAGGACCUUCACCCCAGGAGGCCAUCCACAGACUGCGGGAAACAGAGGAAAUGCUGACGAAGAAACAAGAGUACCUGGAGAAGAGGAUAGAGCAAGAAAUAACGAUAGCCAAGAAGAAUGGCACAAAAAACAAGAGGGCUGCUCUGCAGGCCCUGAAGAGGAAAAAGCGCUUGGAGCAGCAGCUCACCCAGAUCGAUGGCACGCUCUCCACCAUCGAGUUUCAGAGAGAAGCUUUGGAGAACUCGCACUCCAACACAGAGGUCCUGAAGAAUAUGGGCUUUGCUGCCAAGGCCAUGAAGCAGGUCCAUGAGAACAUGGACCUUGACAAGAUAGAUGAUCUGAUGCAGGAUAUCACAGAGCAACAGGACGUGGCUCAAGAGAUCAGUGAGGCCAUUUCCAGGCCUUUCGGCGAGACAUUUGAUGAGGACGAGCUGUUGGCAGAGCUGGCAGAGCUGGAACAGGAGGAGCUUGAGGACAGCAUGAAGAGUAUGGGCGGACUACCCAGUGUGCCCAGCUCCAAACUGCCGUCAGCACGGCCCAGUCAGCGUGCAACAACCAAGAAAAGGGUUGAAGAUGAUGACGACAUGCGUAUGCUGGCAUCAUGGGCAACUUAAGUACAUUAAGGAAGCCUUAUACUCACUGAAAGUGAUAUAAAUGUUUUGUUUUUUUUUUUUUUUUA